CCACUUCGAGCCGUUCAUGAAUGUUUAUUGAUCAGGAUGAACUUCUUGAGUGUUUCUCAGAUUAAUGUAGGAAUGAACUAAAAUUCUGGUUCUGUUUGGACCUCCCGCGGUGCUGUGGGGAUGGCGAACCGGAACCAGAUGAAGAAAGCCCUCCAGCAGCGCAUAGAGUCACUGAAGCAGCAGCUGCACGGUCUGAGCCGGGACAUCUGGACCCGACCGGAAGUCGCUGGCCAGGAAGUGAACGCACACGAUGUGCUGGUUCGGUUCUUCUCCGAGCAGGACCGGGCAUGGACGGUCCAAAGCCACUACGAGCUACCGACCGCGUUCCGGGCCAGCUGGGGUUCGGUCGGUACCACCGGGGAACCCCGGCGGCUGAACGUGGGUUUCCUGUGCGAGUAUGACGCGCUGCCGGAAAUUGGCCACGCGUGCGGUCACAACCUGAUAGCGGAAGUGGGAGCUGCGGCUGCUGUGGGGCUGAAGGCGGCGGUGGAGACCCAGCCGGGACUCCCAGUGGAGAUAACCGUUCUGGGAACACCCGCAGAGGAGGCGAUUGGAGGAAAGAUCGACCUGAUCCGAGCCGGUGCUUUCACUAAUGUGGAUCUCAUCUUCAUGGCUCAUCCGGCUCAGCAGGACGCCUCCUUCCUUCCCACCGUCACAAUCGCUGAGGUGUCAGUGAAGUACCACGGGAAGGCGUCUCAUGCUUCUGCGUAUCCGUGGGAGGGGGUGAACGCUCUGGAUGCUGCUGUGCUGGCUUACAGCAACCUCUCUGCGCUCAGACAGCAGCUGAAGCCUGAGUGGAAACUUCAUGGCAUCAUCAAACACGGAGGGGUGAAGCCCAACAUCAUCCCUGCCUACUCGGAGCUGGAGUUUUAUCUGCGAACCCCGCGGCUCGGCGAUCUUCGGGAGCUGAAGGCCAAAGCUGAGGCGUGUUUCAGAGCUGCGGCUCUGGCCACAGGCUGCCAGGUGGAGAUAAUCUACCCGGCCCAUACCUACUCUAACAUUCAGCCUAAUGAAACACUGGCAACACUGUAUAAAACCAACGGAGAAGCUUUGGGCAUGGUGUUUCCUGAGCAGCCAGCCAGCUUCUCUGGUUCCACAGACUUUGGCAACGUUUCAUUCAUAGUGCCUGGGAUCCACCCGUUCUUCCACAUCGGCACCGACGCAUUAAACCACACAGAGAAAUAUGCUGAAGCAGCAGGAGCCGAGGAGGCCCAGUUGUACGCCCUGCGGGCGGCCAAGGCUCUGGCUAUGACAGCUGUGGAUGUGCUGUGCUGCUCGGAUCUGCUGCAGCGAGUCAGGGACGACUUCAGGCUGGCCAAACUGAGAGAGGAGAAGUGACCAGAGGGCAGAAACAACAACUCACAUCGAGACACACAAACUCCCUGAACUCGGCUGGGCGGUUUCACUUCAACAAUUAAUGCUAAAACAACAAAUUAAUGGCACUUUGAAACUAAUUUCAAUGCAUUUAAAAUGAUAAACCAACACAAGUGGUGUAAAAAGGUGAAGCAGAAAGAAAAUUGUGAUUAUGAAUUCAUUUUCUUUUACAAAUAAAAAAAGUAAGUGGUGUGCUGUUUACUAAAAACUCAGCAGGGCUGCAAAAACACAAACUCUUACCAAGUAUUUCUAGUUCUUGGGCAAAUAUUUUAGUUUUGUUGAAAUAAGACAAAACUAACUUACAAGUAACUUUUCAGCAAUAUAAGAACUUUUUAAGCCAACACUGAAUAUUGAUUUAAAAAUCAAUAUUCUUAAAUAUUGAUUUAACAUGUUAACUUAUAAAGCCAUUUUUCCGUGGUAAAAGUGAAAUGAUCUGCCUGUGAAACUUGUACUUUAGUACUGAUCAAGCUCCUAUUGUGCUCUAAAGCUACUUGCAAGUAAUUGUGUUUUAUUUGAAGUGUGAUAAGAUAUUUACAUUAGAUAUUAGACAAAGACCACUAGAUAUUUGUUUUUCUUAGUGAAAACAUCUGUUUACACACUGAAUAUUUACAGAUGUUAAGUGUUUCAGUGGAGAUCAUAAACAAACCAAAAUACUUGGUAAGAUUUUGCCGUUGUUCCGUCUUUGUGUCUUUUGCAGCAUAAUUUUCCAGUUUUUAAAUUUUCUCAUCUUCAGCAGCUUUUAAGUAAUGAAGAGUCGGAUAUUUCCCCGAGGCUGCUUGGAGAUGAAAUGCAGAGUUAAAGGAAAACGCUCAGAGCUGAAUCUCUUUCACAGGUGAGCAGGAACUCAUGAUGUGGCCUCCAAUGAAUGUUAAUGCUGCAAUGUGCCUCCCUAACUGCAGGGGGUGCUUCACUUUGAACUUUUUUUUAAAAAACAUUUGGCGUUGGACCAAACUGGGCUUUAUGCAAUUUACAUGCACACAUCCUGUCAUUUAGAUCUUAGUGAUGUUUUCACAACUGACAGCUAAAGUAGCAAUACUGGGAAUUUAUGCAAAAAAGCAGCAUCAGUUCAAAGACAUAAAUUCAGUGCACAAGUUCUAGUUUCAGUUCAGUUUAUAAAUCCAAAGUCAAAAUUUAAAGGUCUCAGAAACUACAAGCAUUUUAUACCCCAAAAACAAACGCCUGGUACUUUUGGUUUGAUAUUUCAUCACUAUUUUGAACAGCUUUGGUGGAUUUUGUGGCACAACCCCAACUUUUAAUCUAUUUUCCAUAGAACUGAAUUCCAUCAACUUAAAUGUUUUCCUGCUUUGUAUAUUAAAAGCUACUUAUGAUGUAUAAUUUGGAUUAUUACUGUUGGAGCAUUCAACUGCACCAAAAUCCUAACAAUUCAAACCCAAACUCACUUCUGAUGAAUCCAAGUUGAUCGGAUUCAUCAGAAUCAUGUUCCAGAAAAACCCAGAAAAUACAAAAGACUUUGAUUUAGCUGUCAAACAUGGUGGUGGCAGCAUCAUUUUCAGGUCAAGUGCUACAGCUAAAUCGCUCAAAUUGGCUCCAAAACCUACUUUAAUU
Messenger RNA from Poeciliopsis prolifica (blackstripe livebearer), 2940 nucleotides. RefSeq names its product peptidase M20 domain-containing protein 2-like. Gene Ontology annotation, molecular function: dipeptidase activity. The transcript has 7 exons. NCBI's taxonomy places the organism in Eukaryota, Metazoa, Chordata, Actinopteri, Cyprinodontiformes, Poeciliidae. The record is from RefSeq and is a predicted model, not a curated record. The coding region runs from base 121 to 1338 and encodes 405 amino acids.